AACGCACGCCAAACAAAAUGGCGAACCGCACGGUAAAAGAUGCGCACUCCGUGCGCGGCACAAACCCGCAAUAUUUAGUCGAGAAAAUCAUCAGAUCGCGCAUCUAUGAUUCUCGAUACUGGAAAGAAGAAUGCUUCGCGCUUACAGCCGAAUUGCUGGUCGACAAGGCGAUGGAGUUACGCUACAUCGGCGGUGUUUACGGAGGGAACGUUAAGCCGGCACCGUUCCUUUGCCUGCUGCUCAAGAUGCUGCAGAUCCAACCGGAGAAGGACAUCGUUGUCGAGUUCAUCCGUCAGGAUGAGUUCAAAUAUGUGCGGGCCCUAGGUGCCAACUACAUGCGUCUUGUGGGCAGCUCACUAGACUGCUACAAGUACCUGGAGCCCUUGUACAACGACUACCGCAAGCUCCGGCGUCAAAAUCGGGACGGUGUUUAUGUAAUUGUCCACAUGGAUGAGUUCAUUGACGAACUUCUGCGAGAGGAGCGUGUGGCGGACAUCAUCCUUCCUCGAAUUCAGAAGCGGCAAGUGCUGGAGGAAAGCGGGGAGCUGGAGCCACGAGUGAGUGCACUUGAGGACGACCUGGACGAUGUUGACUCGGGCGAAGAUGAAAUCGAAGAUGUGCCCAAGGCACCUAUCGAGCAGAAAAAGGAAACACAGAGGCACCGCAUGUCGAAAUCGCAGCAUGAGUCAUCCGGCAGCAAAAAUACUAGUCGCUCGACGCACAACAGAGAAAGAGAACACCGAGAAAAGGGUGCUCCCAAAGAUCACCGUGACGUCCGAGAUCAGCGCGACUUCCGAGAACAGCGCGACUUCCGAGAACAGCGUGACCUCCGAGACCAGCGGGACUUCCGAGACCAGCGGGACUUCCGAGACCAGCGGGACUUCCGAGACCAACGUGACUUCCGAGACCAGCGUGACUUCCGAGAUCAGCGCGAUUUCCGGGACUCCAGAGAGUUUCGAGAUCAGAGAGACUUCAGAGAUUCUCGAGACUUCCGGGCCGAUGUACGGGGGGAUGGUCGAGACUCCCGCGAUGUUAGGGACAAGGACUACCGGGAACAUCGAGAGAAGGAGCACCGCGACCACAGGGACAAGGAUUACAGGGACAAAGAUUAUCGCGACAAGGACUACCGAGAAAAGGAUAAGGACUAUAGGGAAAAGGACAAGGAUUACAGAGACAAAGACUAUCGCGAGAAGGACCACCGGGACAAGGACAGUCGAGACCACCACAGCCGCCGGCACCGUGACCAAGGAGAGAAACGAAAAUCGAACAAAUGAAACUUUGCUGGUGAUGGUGAAAGUGAGAUCGUGUACAUAUGCAUUAAAGGCUCAUCUUUCGUUCUUUUCAAUGUACA
Messenger RNA from Rhipicephalus microplus (southern cattle tick), 1351 nucleotides. RefSeq names its product pre-mRNA processing factor 38 (gene Prp38). NCBI's taxonomy places the organism in Eukaryota, Metazoa, Arthropoda, Arachnida, Ixodida, Ixodidae. The record is from RefSeq and is a predicted model, not a curated record.